Messenger RNA from Sorghum bicolor (sorghum), 1517 nucleotides. RefSeq names its product bidirectional sugar transporter SWEET13. Gene Ontology annotation, molecular function: sugar transmembrane transporter activity. The transcript is spliced from 5 exons. Lineage: Eukaryota; Viridiplantae; Streptophyta; Magnoliopsida; Poales; Poaceae. The record is from RefSeq and is a predicted model, not a curated record. The coding region runs from base 240 to 1154 and encodes 304 amino acids. Gene Ontology annotation, biological process: carbohydrate transport. Gene Ontology annotation, cellular component: membrane.
ACAGCCCAGCCUAUCAUUGCAAGAGUUUCAGCCAACACAGAGCGAGAGGACUCCUCACAACCCUCCUCCCUUCCCUCCCGUAGGGGCCAAAGGGUUAGAGAGGAAGAGAAGUAGUAGUUCCCAAGCCUAUAACAAGCUCAUCAUCGUGAUUCCAGCAACUGUUCUUUCAGUUGUAUAGCUUGUGUUGGGAAAUUCUUGUGACCCUAUUAUAUUAUUUGUAGCUCCCCCUUUCUGUCGUAAUGGCAGGUCUAUCUCUGCAGCACCCCUGGGCAUUCGCGUUCGGCCUCCUUGGCAACGUCAUCUCCUUCAUGACCUUCCUGGCCCCGAUACCGACAUUCUACCGCAUCUACAAGACCAAGUCGACGGAGGGUUUCCAGUCGGUUCCGUACGUGGUUGCCCUGUUCAGCGCCAUGUUAUGGAUUUUCUAUGCACUGAUCAAGUCCAACGAGACCUUCCUCAUCACCAUCAACGCCGCCGGCUGCGUGAUCGAGACCAUCUACAUCAUCAUGUACUUCGUCUAUGCGCCCAAAAAAGGCAAAAUGUUCACGGCCAAGAUCAUGCUCCUUCUCAAUGUCGGCAUCUUUGGGGUCAUCCUCCUCCUCACCCUUCUCCUCUUUAAGGGUGAUAAGCGUGUUGUCAUGCUUGGAUGGAUCUGUGUCGGUUUCUCCGUCAGUGUAUUUGUGGCACCAUUGAGCAUCAUGAAGCGUGUGAUCCAGACCAAGAGCGUGGAGUACAUGCCCUUCUCGCUCUCUCUCUCUCUCACCCUCAGCGCCGUCGUCUGGUUCCUCUACGGCCUCCUCAUCAAGGACAAAUAUGUUGCGCUUCCAAACAUCCUUGGGUUCACCUUUGGCGUGGUCCAGAUGGUGCUGUACGUGUUGUACAUGAACAAGACGCCGGUAGCGGUUGCCGAGGGCAAGGAUGCCGGCGGCAAGCUUCCCUCAGCUGCAGACGAGCACGUCCUCGUCAACAUCGCCAAGCUCAGCCCCGCACUCCCCGAGAGGAGCUCCGGGGUGCACCCAGUCGUCGCCCAGAUGGCGGCGGUUCCCAACAGGAGCUGCGCUGCUGAAGCAGCCGCGCCGCCGGCGAUGCUGCCCAACAGAGACGUGGUCGACGUCUUCGUGAGCCGCCACAGCCCGGCCGUCCAUGUGGUGUAGAUUCUCGAUCGAUCGCGUGCAUGGCCCAUGCAUGUUUGCGCGCGCCACACGUACGCUUUUAAUAUUUGAACGAGUUGAUGAGAAAUGAUGGAGAAUGAUUAAAUAUACUAGUUAUAAGUAAUUAAUUAACUGCCAUGGAAGCAUGCUAGCUAAUGGAUGGAGGCAGAGAUCAGAGCAUGUAGGGGAAGCUACAUAUAUAUAUAUGUAUAAUAUGGGGUGUGUAUUCAUCUAUGCCGCUCACUACUGCUAAGUAUUAUUUCCUUGGAUAUCUGUUAUUCCUUUUCACGUGUAAUGUUUUCUAAUAAGAUGUAAUCGAUCCCAGACUACUGUUGUUAGCAGUAUAUAUUUGGUUUUCACGGACAA